Messenger RNA from Poeciliopsis prolifica (blackstripe livebearer), 9006 nucleotides. Its product is annotated as helicase ARIP4-like. Gene Ontology annotation, cellular component: nucleus. The transcript is spliced from 22 exons. The record is from RefSeq and is a predicted model, not a curated record. Gene Ontology annotation, molecular function: ATP binding; ATP-dependent chromatin remodeler activity; ATP hydrolysis activity. NCBI's taxonomy places the organism in Eukaryota, Metazoa, Chordata, Actinopteri, Cyprinodontiformes, Poeciliidae. The coding region runs from base 190 to 4626 and encodes 1478 amino acids.
CACAGAGCGGUCAGCCAGAGCAGUCAGUCACUGACCCAAGCUGCCGAUUUAAAAACCAGCUGCAUAUUAAAUUUAGGCCGAGAGGAGGGAGAUAAACCUCCUCCUUUAAUUUCCAGUUCUCAAAACAGAAAGUGAUUCCAGUGUGACAGGAAGGCAGAGAAGUCAAGCUCUUAUCCUUCCGCAGUAAUCAUGCUGCUUCUGGAUGAAUCCGAGUCUUUCUCAGACCAGUCCCACAGCGCCCCCUUCAGCUCGGAGAAUGAAGCUCAGGGUGGCAAUCCCGCUGUGUGGCAGUGCACCCCUCCUCCAUCUACCUCGCCUUCGGCGGAGACGCCGCACCACCCACCCACCUCGCAGUCCUUGUCCAGACCCCACUCUAGGCCGGCAAGCCAAAGCCACGCCCCUCCCUCCGCCCUGACGGAAACCAAGAAGAGGAACUCCAAGCCGGCUCACAUGAGACGAAACAUCAGGAAAUUGUUGAGGGAACAUCAGUUAGACGCAGUGACCAAAGUCGCCCAGCAGGAGGAGCUAGAGCGAAGGCAACGUCUGGAAGAUCAAAGGAAGCAGGAUUUUCCUCUACCUCUACUGCCUGAAUACACAACCGUUUUUGACUUACAUGUUGCAUUCUUCCUGUCCCUUUCCUCAGGCGAUGUCACUCAGCAUGUGCCCUCAUCGUCUGCAUCAGUGUCAUUCCAGCAAAAAGUAAAGUCCACCAGACAGGAUGAGAUAUGCCUGGAGUCCAGCAGCACGAGUAUCGGCGCAGAUAAAUGCAAGACUGACACACUCACCUCUGCAGCAACAGCGCAAACACAAAAAGCAGAAAUAAUAGAUUUGAGGACAGAUGGCUAUGACACUGUUGUUCAAGUCUCCAAAGAGGAAGAGGAGAGUGAGCCUAGUGGUGCACAUGCCAACGAUACCCAGAACCAACCAGACGCCCAAGGCAGGGUUCUCGUCAACCUCAACCAUCCAGAGGCAGAUGAGGAUAUUUUCCUGUCACCACAGCUGGCGCAAGCAGUCAAACCUCACCAGAUCGGUGGGAUACGUUUCCUGUACGACAACUUGGUGGAGUCCCUGGAGCUCUUCAGCAACAGCAGCGGAUUCGGCUGCAUCCUGGCCCACAGCAUGGGCUUAGGCAAAACGCUUCAGGUCAUCUCCUUCAUCGACGUCUUGUUCAGGCACACUCAAACUCACACUGUGCUCGCCAUCGUACCGGUGAAUACACUGCAGAACUGGCUGUCAGAGUUCAACACAUGGGUCCCUCCUCCUGAAGCAUUACCUUCAGACACCAAUCCUUCAUUGGUCACACCUCGUGCAUUUAAAGUUCACAUCCUCAAUGAUGAACACAAAAACACAGCAUCUAGGGCCAAGGUGGUGGAGGACUGGUCUCGGGAUGGUGGUGUCCUGCUGAUGGGUUAUGAAAUGUACCGUCUCCUAUCUUUGAAGAAGAGCUUUGUGGCCGGGCGGAAGAAGAGGAGCAAAAAAACUGGAGGACCUGAUAUCAUAAACCUGGAUGAAGAAGACAGACAGCAGCAACUCCUAAAAGGGGUUGAGAAAGCCCUUUCCCGACCCGGUCCAGAUGUGGUGAUCUGUGAUGAAGGACAUCGCAUUAAGAACUGCCACGCCAGCACGUCUCAGGCCCUGAAGAACAUACGAACCCGGCGGCGUGUAGUUUUGACCGGCUACCCGCUCCAGAACAAUCUCAUCGAGUACUGGUGCAUGGUCGACUUUGUCCGACCCGACUUUCUAGGAACAAGACAGGAGUUCAGCAACAUGUUUGAGCGCCCCAUCCUCAAUGGACAGUGUGUGGACAGCACACCUCAAGACGUCCAGCUGAUGAGGUACAGGAGCCACGUCCUCCACAGCCUGCUGGAAGGCUUUGUGCAGAGACGAGGCCACGAUGUCUUGAGGGACCAACUUCCCUCUAAGGACGAACAUGUGAUCCUGGUGCGUCUGUCUCCCCUGCAGAGGGCUCUCUACACUGAGUUCAUGAACCGCUUCAGAGAGGCAGGGAACACCGGCUGGCUCAGCCUUAACCCCCUGAAAGCUUUUUGUGUCUGCUGCAAGAUUUGGAAUCACCCAGACGUGCUAUAUGAAGCUUUGCAGAAAGAAAACCUGGCAAGUGAGCAGGAUUUGGACCUUGACGACAUCACAUCCACUUCACAGGGCAGAUGUCCGACGGCAGCACCGGCUCCAAAGUCAAAGAGUUUGGACAACCCAGAUCCAAUCUGUGGGCUGAGUCUGAACCAGCUGCAGGAAAAAGCCAAUCAGGUCAUCACGUAUGAGUGGGCGAAAGAACUGAUGUGUGACUACAAGCCUGGCAUCCUGGAGAACUCAGCAAAAAUGGUGCUGCUGUUCCACCUGAUAGAGGAAUGUGUCAGGAAGGGAGACAAAAUCCUUGUGUUCAGUCAAAGUCUGUCCACUCUCACUGUGAUCGAGGAUUUCUUGACCAAGAGACCAGUGCCUCCUUCACCAUAUCCAAUCGACAAAGACCGACCCAACCAGAACUGGGUCCGCAAUCUCAACUACUACAGACUGGAUGGAAGCACGACAGCUUCAGAGAGAGAAAGACUGAUAAAUCAGUUCAAUGACCCAGCCAAUACCUCAGCCUGGGUUUUCCUACUUUCAACCAGGGCUGGUUGUCUGGGUGUGAACCUGAUUGGAGCGAACCGAGUGGUAGUGUUUGACGCCUCCUGGAACCCCUGCCAUGACGCCCAGGCUGUGUGUCGCGUGUACCGCUACGGACAGAGAAAACCGUGUCACAUCUACCGCCUGGUGUGCGACUUCACUCUGGAGAAAAAGAUUUAUGAUCGUCAAAUCUCCAAGCAGGGAAUGUCUGACCGUGUUGUGGACGACCUGAACCCUGUGCUGAAUUUCACCAGGCGGGAAGUGGAGUCCCUUCUUCACUUCGUGGAGGAGGAACCGGAUCCAUCCCAGGUCCGGCUGCUGCCCGGAGAGAUCAUGGAGAGCGUUCUGCAGAGAGCUCUGCAUCGCUACUCCCACCUUAUCACCAAGCAACCCUUCCCCCAUGAGUCCCUCCUGAUAGACCGCAGGGAGCUGAAACUGAGCAGCGCUGAGAAGAAAGCCGCCAAGAAGGGCUACGAGGAGGAGAAGAGGGCAUCUGUGCCGUACACACGCCCGUCCUACGCUCACUAUUACCCUGCCAGUGAUCAGAGCCUCACCAACAUCCCUGCUUUCAGCCAGAGGAACUGGCGCCCUCCCACUCAUACAGAGGAGAAACCAGUGGCAAGCGUCCGGCCAGUUCAAUCUGCAUCAGCUCCCAUGAUGCCCCGCCAUGUGGCUGUGGGUUCAGCCCCAGACCGCGGCUCCUCUUCAUCCAGCCUUGGAGGCUUCCCUGUUAACUGCCUGCAAAAAGCUGGAGUUUUUGUGCAAAAGAUCGUCACCACUUCUGACAUAGUGAUUCCAGGCACCAACAGCUCAACAGACGUUCAGGCGAGGAUCAACGCCGGAGAAAGUAUUCAUGUUAUCAGAGGCACAAAAGGGACAUACAUCAGGACAUCUGACGGCCGAAUCUUUGCCAUUAGAGCAGCUAACAAGGCUAAGACCAUGGAUGAGAGUGUCACAGCGCCUCCCAAAGACUUGAAGACUCCAACUCAGGAAGUUUCCUCCGGUGGCAGCAAUGGUUGCGUAUCCCCUGACAGGAAACCGAAGGUACCCUCCAAAGCUGUGCCCCGCCCUCUUUCCCCCGACAGCCCAGAGAUCAUCAGCGAGCUGCAGCGCUACACGGCCGGCUCGGGGUCUGGCGCCACAGACGGAGAAGCUGAGAGCCGCACGAACACCUCGCGUUCUAGCAAGCUGCUUCAGAAAAAUUGUGGCAGCACUUACCCUGGGGAAGCCUCGAGCCACCAUGAUGCCUCAGUUACUAAUGUAACCCAGCCAAACACAGACACCUGCAUUCCCCAGGAUUUGAGAAUAGGCAGCAAGCGUAAAGCCCCCAGCCCAUCGAUGGAGGAGCGAGCCGGGAAGCAGCCGUAUGAAGGAAAACACUCCUCAUCUUCGCCAGGGUUUCCGUUCUCUGGGGGCUACGGCCUUCCCCCGAUGGGUCUCAACUCGGCCAUGUUGGGCGGUUCAGUGGGGCACCCCCUCUUCAUGGGCUCAAGCUCGCACUACUUCCAGCCACCCAACAGCCAGCUGGGCGACCCCACUUACAUGUACCGAGACGUGUUUGGCUUGACCAGAGCCAGCGCCGCCCCCUCUCCCUCAUCUCAGUCAAGCACAGUCACGACUUCUGCCUCGUCAUGUCCCUCUACGUCAGUCAGCGCCGCCGGUUCUCUUCCGGGAGCCCUCCCGCAGUACAUGUUGGGCCCCAGCAUGGCCGGGAUGCUCCCGCCAGGCUUUCCUCUGUCAUACAGUCCGUCUCUGGCCGGCCUGUACUCUGGGUCAAUGCUGCCAGGUCCAGCUGCCACCCCGGGUCCUGCCGGAGCCAGUUUCCUCUCUCAGUACCCCCAAACUGCAGCCUCAAGCUCCUCCUCCUCCUCCCCCUCCUCGUUUUCCCCUUCAGCGCGCUCAGAAAGCCUCCGCGCCCCGGUUCUGGUGAAUGGCGGGGAGGCCAGUGGCGGCAGUAGCUCUGAUGAUGAUGAUGAUGAUGUAAUUGAGAUGGUGGGACAGUAAGACAACUUUCAGGUCGACGUGUUAGUCAGACUGCAAUGUCCUCUGAGGGAGGAUGGACAAAGAAUUAAGGAACGUUAAGGUCUAAAAUCUUCAUUUUGGUCACCUGUAUUGCCUUGGAGGAACAACCUGAAGGGUGACUGAAUUAGACCAGACACUCAGUGGCAAAUAUCAGAAUGUGAAGCAUUUAAAAAGAUCCCGAGGGGACAAAAGGGGAGGGAUUUUAAAUUCUAUGGACUUUGAGCUUCCAGAUUUGUUUGUCCAAUCCUGGUAUUAAAAAGCUCAUCACUGGACUGAGAACUGCUGAGUGUGAGCCUGUAGUGACCACAAACGGCCAUUAGUUGAACUGUCAACGUUAGAGAUUCUACAGUAGUUCUGCAGCUUUGCAAUAUGUGAAGACUCUGUGCUUACAGCUAAUCAAAAAGGCAGCCAGAUGCUGGAGGUUCUUUUUGUGUGGUAGUUGAGGUUUUCGUUAAGUGAGGUAUCGUUAAAAAGUUCUCCCUUUUUUUUGGUAUAUUUAAAUAAAUGCAAAUCAGUUGAACCCAAAGCCUGACGCUAACAGCUAAUCUGUCAAGAGCCUUAGAACAACUGUGCUCUAUCACAGCUGUCCAUGUGAAGGCUCUUUUAUGAGUGUAAACCAUCAUCGCGUUUGCUUUUGGCUGGAAUUUACACAGACGCUGAUGAUUACAGAAACAGGAAAUUGAGGUUGGGGGCUGUGCGCCACCAGUGAUCUUCUCAUGUGAAACGCACACUGAAAAUGGAACAUUAAAGUGUCUGCAGUCAGUCAUAUUUUGAUAUUAAAAUUCAGAUUUUCAAGAAGAAAAAUGUAAUUGGAGUUUAAGUGGACAUUAUUUUAUAAAUUUUUGCACUGCCUUACCACGCUUAUUAGGCAGUUACUCAGUCCAAAAACGUGUGCUUUCUCCUCUGUUGCCACUCCGCCUCCUGUUACCAAUCCCUGUGUAAAUAAUUAGCGUCUUCUUUCUCAACAUCAUCACCAAGUUUACGUUCUAGAGGAUGAAGCUUUGGCAAUUGCAGUUAUUUUAAGAUGGUGGAAGUCUGCUUUGGUCUAUACAUUAGCUUUAGCCUUUAGCUCAAGCUAAUCAGGAUUUUGACUAAAUGAAGACACCAAAGUUAGCCGAGGCAGUCGGAGUCUAACUGCUUAAAACAUCAUAUCAGAGCCUCACUUUGAAAAUCCUAAGCUAUCCCAUUAAAGACAAAGGUCCUUCUAGCUGAGGUAGCUUGUAGUAAAUGUGUUCAGUAACUGAAAGUUUUGUCACUUGUUGAAUACUGCUACUGAAUAUUUCCUUGGAUAUCGAAAGAAAAUAGCUAAAGAUAUCAAACCAAACUCAGAAAAACAAAAGACAAAAAAAAAAGGAUUGUCGAGCUUAAUAUUUCACUGCCGGGGCAGGAUGUCUUGUAUUUUUUUCUUUUUAAAGGGUGAAAUGAUGUGUCAUCUUAAGGCUUGAUGAGGUUUGAAAACAUUUUUCUGAAACUUAAAAGCUCCAAUGAAAUAAGAAUGUACGAAUAAUCAAAUGCCUUCAUAAGAUUCCUUCUAUUUAGGCGUGGGGUGUGGGAUGAUUUUCUUUUUCUUCUUUUUAUUAAUGUGUACUGUAUUUUUAUGUAAUCUACUUUUACAAAAAAACAAAAACAAACAGGUGAUUGCCUAAAAAGGCAGGUGAAAAAAAAAAAAAGCUAAUGAGGUGUCAUCCUUGUAGCGGAGAAACGACCAACAGAAGAUGCCUUUAUUUGCCUUCCAUCUUUCUGAAUGUUAGCUGUGAGAAAGAAGAGGUAAGGGGAGACUGAAUCUCACCCACAGUCUUACUGUAGCCUAGUGAAAACGAUGCAAAACACUCACUAAAGCCUAUACAUACUGAUACAACCCUAGGGGGCGCUGAGCUUCACAGCCCCGCCGCCCCCUCAAAGCUUUGGUUACGCUCGUGUUGUUACUGUGUUUGUGUCGGCGCCUUGUCUUUCGAAAGGUUACAAAAGGAAUCAUUUUCAAGGAGUGAAAAAUGCAAACUUCCGACGUCGAUUCAUGCUUUCACUCUGCUGCUUUGUUUUGUUCUUUUCCCCACUCAUUGUCUGUCUCUGUCUUGCUCUGUGAGCAGAGUUGAAAUGUUAAACCAAACAUCUUUUUGGAGAUAUCGUGUGGCUUUUCCCUAAAAAAAAAAAAACACUGCACAAACUCACCAGAAAGCUCAAAAACAAAGAGGAUCACAUUUUAGAGCAAGGUAUUGAUUGCUGAGCAGAAGUUCACAAACGACAUGGGCCCGUUAUCGGUAAUGAGUUGAUUCAUUACUGAAACCCUAAGUUUGCAAACUUAGGGUUUCUAAACUUUAAAAAAAAAUGAAUUAAUCAUCCUACAGUAUAAAUCUGAAACAUCCGAAAUACGUUCCACAGGCCAUUAAUGACCAUUGAAAUGAUUUUAUUUAUUUAACUUUUCUGUUUGUUUUACAAUUCACAAAUGGUACAAAUUUGACCUGUUGGGGAUUAUCAUUGACAAUUUAAAACUCUUCAUGAAAUACAAGAUGUUGGGAACAACAAAACCUUUUAGUAAUCACAUAUUGCUCGUUUCAUCUUAAUUUUAUUGCAAGUAAGACCACAAACACACUUUUACUCCAAGGCAGACGAGGAUGUGCUCUUUCAUUAGAGUUUGUGUUUUUCAAAGAAGGAGUGAUCCACAUCCUGUCGAAGAAAAAGAUCUGAACCAGAGUUAGAAAAGAAUUUACCUAAAAUGUUUUAGGAGACUCUUUGCCUUUCGUAUAAUAAGGCAAACAUGCGAGACCCUUUUUAUGUUUCCUGUCUGUGAUUUCUACAAAAAUCUGACUGACAUGGUUGUUUUGAUGCAAUGUACCUUGUUUUCUUGUGAGUACUUUCAUCUUGAUGUCUGGAAAGUUUUCCAGUCGAGAAAAACACGGAAACAAAUGGCACCAUCACUCUUGAGAUAAUAUCACUGCUUUAACAUUGUGAGCUGGUUGGCAAGCCAGAAGCAAUUUAAUUUUUCUUUUUUCUUCUUAGUUUUAAAUAUGUGUAUUGAUACCAUGACACCUUGAAACUGUGGUAUUCAUACUCAAGGUUAUCCAACCAUGAGAAUCUCCUACCAGCCCAUUUCUAGUCUAUAGCAGCUAUGGUUGAGAAAUACAUAUCCGCAGCAUACACUGUGCUCCGCUGUAAAACAGACAUUAAUCUGUGUACGUAGGUUAAAACAAACCAGUUUCUUUUUCCAGAACUCAACUUCAGCUUCAAAACCUAUCCGAUUCAAUAAACUGUCUUUGUGCGUUUCCCAGCAGCAGUGGCUACAGCUUCAAAAGCUACUAGCUACUCACAUGAACACGAAACUCCAAACAUCAUCGAAGCAAAACUCGAGCAUUUCUUGUUCAUUUUUUCAAAUUUCUUUCAUGAAUCUGUUCUUUAUUCUGAAAAGUUUACUCGUGCUUGUUUUGUUCUUCUUGGCUUUUCUGAUUCGACAAAGUUCUGAAAUAUUACCAAAUUUAAUUUAUUUAUGACUUUGCAUAUUUAUUCAUUUGUAUUUUUUAUUUUUGUACAGUGUUUUCUUCUUUUUUUUUGUUUGUUUGUUUAUUUCCAUUUUCUCUUCUUGAGAAUGUUUGUAAUAUUUUUAUGGUCCUUGCUAGUGUUGUUUCCCCGAUAGAUGCCUCAGACUUGUUGGAGGGUUUUGUUCGCAUAUGACGAACCGAAAAAUGACCCAACAAAACAAUUACUGGACCAACUGAUAACUGUGUUUGCUGAGCAAGAUCCAGGAUCUGAGAACAAACUGGCUGAAAUACUGUAUGUAAUAAAUGUGGAACAAAAGGAAAACAUACAAAAAAAUUGGCUGUGUAUAAGACAAAACUCUAAACACUACAUUUAGUAUUUGGACAUAAAUGUUCACAUGGAUUUUAAGAGACAUUUUUCUGAAUCUAAACUUAUGUCCUGGAUCUAAAAUAAAAAAAAUUUAAAAAAAUCAGCAGGGGAAAGAAAGCAACUUCAUCAGAUGCUUUUUAUUCCAUAUUUCACCACAUCUUGAGCUGUUUUGUCGUCCCGUGAUGCCAACAAGUCUCCUCCGUGAUAAACUUUCCAGCUCGGCUUUUGCUGUGAAGACUGACCUGCUCACUAGUUUUACAGCUUUUUACUUGAAUUUACAUAUUUAUUAAUACGAAGCAGUUUGAGCGAGCAAGCUGAGCCGACUGUCUGAAUUCCAGGUUAACAGAAGACAAGGUAUAUAAAAAAACAAAAACAAAGGAAAAUUGUCUCCUGACUUUAAGGAUGUUCUCUGUUCCAAGCCUGUUGAGCAGAUGAUCAGUGCUUCAUGAGGAUGGAUCACCGUUUUACAUGUUUUUGUUUGUUUCAUUUGACUUUGUAAAUAAAAGAAACAUGCUCUAAAUA